Messenger RNA from Schistosoma haematobium, 1910 nucleotides. RefSeq names its product Laminin subunit gamma-1. The record is from RefSeq and is a predicted model, not a curated record. NCBI's taxonomy places the organism in Eukaryota, Metazoa, Platyhelminthes, Trematoda, Strigeidida, Schistosomatidae. The transcript has a single exon. The coding region runs from base 190 to 681 and encodes 163 amino acids.
ACGUUUUAAGUGUGAGAAAGAAAAAGUAGUAGUUUAUGUUAAAUUUAAGAUAAAAAUGGAAGAUAGCUUUUACAUAAUUUUCAUUUUAAGGUAUGUAUAUUUAGAUGUGAGUUUUUAAUAAUGCAUUAAGGUGUAUAAGUUGGUGUUGAUGUUAUUUAUUGUUGAUAAUCGUGUUAGAUUAUUAUUAUUAUGUACCCAUAUGAUAGGAAACAGCUGGACGAUUUGGACUUCGCAGAUGAUCUGGCUCUUCUAUCGCACACACAACAACAAAUGCAUGAGAACACGACCAGUGUAGCAGUACCCUCAGCAGCAUUUGGUCUCAAUAUACACAAAGGGAAAAGCAAGAUUCUCCGAUACAACACAGCAUACAACAAUCAAAUCACACUUGACGCAGAAGCCUUGGAAGAUGCAAAAACACUUACAUAUCUGAGCAGCAUCAUUGAUGAACACGAUGGAUCUGAUGUAGAAGUGGAAACGCGGAUCGGCAAAGCAAGAGCAGCAUACCUACAACUGAAGAACAUCCGGAACUUAAAACAAAUGUCAAGCAACACCAAGGUCAGAAUUUUCAAUACAAAUGUCAAGACAGUUCUACUGUAUGGGUUGGAAACCUGGAGAACUACAAAGCCAUCAUCCAGAAGAUACAAGUGUUUAUUAACAGUUAUCUAUGCGAAAUACUUCUGAUCCGCUGACCAGACACUAUUAGCAACAACAACCUACUGUGGGAGAAAACAAACCAGAUCUCAGUGGAAGAAGAAAUCAAGAAGAAGCGUUGGAAGUGGAUAGGACACACAUUGAGGAAAGCACCCAACUGUGUCACAACGCCAACUCUCACAUGGAAUCCUCAAUGUCAAGGCAGGAGAGGAAAACCAAAGAAUCCAUUACGCUGAGAUGUGAAGACAGACAAUGAGAAGAAUGAACGAGAAUUGGAUAGAACUAGAAAAGAAAGCCCAUUUUGGUGUGGGUUGGAGAAUGCUUGUCGGUGGCCUAUGCUCCACUGGGAGUAACAGGCGUAAGUAAGUAAUACGAUAAUCAAUAACUAUUAUUAUAAUCGAUAUUCACUUAAACUUUGAAUAUUAGAAUCAAGAAACACUUAUGAUGUUUGGUAUUAUCCACAGUCAUGAAAUGUAUGUCAGAAAGAUCUAAUGUUCUUCGAGUAUAUAUGUUAUGGCAACUGUCGGACAAACAAUCCAGACUAUGGUAAAUUUUGGUUAACCCCUUUUGUUAUUCACUUACUUAGCAGACAAUGUUAUUAGAACAGUAACAAUUUGCAUAUUUCUUUGUACCGUUAUGAUCACUAGAUUACAUGACAGAAUCUAGAUAAAAUGGUGAUUGCUUAGAUAUCACUCGAUGAUUCAUCCUCCUCCCCAUGUAUAUAUGUACUGAAAUCUGAUUAUUAGCUUUUGCUUUGGUUUGCUUUGCUAUGCCCUCAUGUGAUUUGACUAUAAAUUUGUCUAUGUAAUUACUCGCAUAUACAUAUUCCCCUCUGCUUCAAAUUCAAAUUCGUUUGAUAUGUUUAUAAUUUUGUGUUAUUCAUUAUCCUCAAAUAAAUUGUAGUUGCCUCUUCAUAUUGUCUUCUAAUUUCAAAUACCGUUGAAAUUUUUAUUAUACGGUUACAAGGGUGCAUAUAUGAUAAUCAGUGAAUCUUAUUAUAUUGAUAUCCACUUAAACUUUGAAUACUAGAAACAAGAUACACUUAUACUGUUUGAUAUUAUCUACAGGUAUGAAAUGUACGUUAAAGGGAACUUAUAUUCUUCAUAAAUAUAUAAUAUGUAGGCAAGUUAUAUCAAUGAAUAUUCCGGAUUUCAGAAGAAUUGAUUAUUUUAGACAUUGGAUCUUUCAUUUCGUAAAAAUGUCCAUUAUAAGCUAGUAGGUUAUGCAUAAUGGUAAUUAUGUGAUCAAAAUAAGUGUUA